AUGAUGUCAAACAAGCGGUCCCCGCAAAUCGCUGGCAAUGCGAGUUCAGUGCCGAGCACAAGUAGCAGCACUAGUAGCAGCAGUGGAACAGGAGGCACCGUAAACCCUAGUAGCGCAAGCAACGGCGUCACGAGCAAUGGCAACAACUCUGUUAAUGUUGUGCCCUCGCGGACACUGGCAGCUGCGGGUGACGGUGGCAUGUCGGUGCCAAAUUUGACCGCCGUGUCGUCGUCCAGAGGUGGGUUUGCUUCUCUGAGUAGACCUUCCGCGUCCUCCGGCAGUAGGAAGAGGUCUCUUCAUCAAGCGCCGCUUUACAACGGCCUGUUGAACUCAUAUGAAGACAAAAGCAACGACUUUGUUUGUCCCAUUUGCUUUGAAAUGAUAGAAGAGGCACACAUGACCAAGUGUGGGCACAGUUUUUGUUUCAAAUGCAUCCGUCAGAGUCUAGAAGAUAGCAACAGGUGUCCCAAAUGCAACUACAUUGUUGAUAAUGUGGAUCAACUUUACCCAAACUUUCUUGUUAAUGAACUGAUCCUUAAGCAGAAGCAAAGAUCAGAGGAGAAGAGACUAAAACUAGAUCAUCCUAAUGGAUCCAGGUGGCAUAUUUUCCAGGAUGUGUUGAGUCCGGACCAAGAAAACUUGGACCUGGCAAAUGUCAAUCUAAUGUUGGAGCUACUUGUUCAGAAGAAGAAGCAGCUGGAGGCGGAAUCCCAAGCAGCUCAGAGGCAGAUCCUCAUGGAGUUUCUUAAAGAAGCCAGGAGAAACAAGAGAGAGCAACUGGAACAACUACAGAAGGAACUGAACUUUCUUGAAGAGGAUAUUAAGCGCGUUGAGGAAAUGAGUGGGCUGUACUCUCCAAUGGAGGCAGAGUGCACAGUGCCCAAUGUUGAGGCACCCUCACCAUCACCCAGUAGUAUAAUUGAGCCACCAAACUAUAGCCAACCGCCAGAAUUUGGUGGAACAGCCCAGGGGAAAAGGCAGACCUGGUAUAACAGCACACUUGCAUCAAGGAGAAAAAGGUUAACUGCUCAUUUUGAAGAUCUUGAGCAGUGUUACUUCUCCAACAAAAUGUCACGCAUCUCAGAUGAAGGCAGGAACUUGAACCAGCUGGAUGACUUUAUGGAGUGUCUUUCUAAGUUUACACGCUACAAUUCUGUGCGACCCCUGGCCACUCUCUCCUAUGCCAGUGACCUCUAUAAUGGCUCUAGUAUUGUCUCUAGCAUUGAGUUUGACCGUGAUUGUGACUACUUUGCCAUUGCUGGUGUGACAAAGAAGAUCAAGGUGUUUGAAUAUGGCACUGUGAUCCAAGAUGCAGUGGAUAUCCACUAUCCUGUUAAUGAAAUGACAUGCAAUUCAAAAAUCAGCUGUAUCAGCUGGAGUAGCUAUCACAAGAACCUCCUAGCAAGCAGCGACUAUGAGGGUACGGUCAUAUUAUGGGAUGGAUUUACCGGUCAUAGGUCGAAGGUGUAUCAGGAGCAUGAGAAAAGAUGCUGGAGUGUAGACUUUAAUCUGAUGGACCCAAAGUUGCUAGCAUCUGGCUCUGAUGACGCUAAAGUGAAGUUGUGGUCAACCAAUCUGGACAACUCUGUGGCCAGCAUCGAAGCUAAAGCUAAUGUCUGCUGUGUUAAAUUCAGUCCAACCUCCCGGUAUCAUCUCGCCUUUGGCUGUGCAGAUCACUGUGUCCAUUACUAUGACCUCCGCAACACUAAGCAGCCAAUUAUGGUGUUCAAAGGCCAUCGGAAAGCUGUUUCCUAUGCUAAGUUUGUUAAUGGAGAGGAAAUUGUUUCUGCGUCAACAGACAGUCAGCUGAAGCUGUGGAAUGUCAACAAACCUCAUUGCCUGCGCUCCUUCAAGGGUCACAUCAAUGAGAAGAAUUUUGUUGGCCUUGCUUCUAAUGGAGACUAUAUUGCCUGUGGCAGUGAGAACAAUUCCUUGUACCUGUACUACAAAGGACUUUCCAAGACACUUUUAACAUUCAAGUUUGACACUGUAAAAAGUGUACUUGAUAAAGAUAAGAAGGAAGAUGACACCAAUGAGUUCGUCAGUGCUGUCUGUUGGCGGGCCCUACCAGAUGGAGAGUCAAAUGUGUUGAUUGCUGCAAACAGUCAAGGAACAAUCAAGGUACUUGAACUUGUCUGA
Molecule: messenger RNA, 2139 nt
Organism: Nerophis lumbriciformis (worm pipefish)
Lineage: Eukaryota; Metazoa; Chordata; Actinopteri; Syngnathiformes; Syngnathidae
Source: RefSeq, a predicted model, not a curated record